Molecule: messenger RNA, 531 nt
Organism: Nomascus leucogenys (northern white-cheeked gibbon)
Lineage: Eukaryota; Metazoa; Chordata; Mammalia; Primates; Hylobatidae
Product: keratin-associated protein 19-5
Source: RefSeq, a predicted model, not a curated record
UGACUCAUCACAUGCUCUGUCCAGGGUAUAUAAGCCUCCUACACAUGCUGGUGUUCACACUCACGAUCUUGCCUUGAGCAGCAAACCAACUCACCACUCCUGACACCAUGAACUACUACGGCAACUACUACAGAGGCCUGGGCUACGGCUACGGAGGCUUCGAUGACCUGGGUUAUGGCUAUGGCUGCGGAUGUGGCAGCUUCCGCAGACUGGGCUAUGGUGGUUGCUACGGAGGCUAUGGAUACGGCUCUGGCUUCGGAGGCUAUGGAUACCGCAGCUGCCGCCCAUCAUGCUAUGGAGGAUAUGGAUUCUCUGGAUUUUAUUGAAAUCCUUCUGUGACAACCUAACAUGAGAGGACAUAAGAAGAUCACCCAAACUUGACUGUAAUAACAAACAAACGAGGUCACCCUGGAUCCAGCCAAGAUCAAGAGCAGUUAGCAUCUAAGAAGUUUAAGAAUACCUGUCAUUCCAUAAUUCUUUGCUUUAUGUCUCUGGUUGUGUCUUGUACCUUUAUAAUUGUGGAGUUUCUCU